Ananas comosus (pineapple) is the source of this 1123-nucleotide messenger RNA. RefSeq names its product transcription factor JUNGBRUNNEN 1-like. Gene Ontology annotation, molecular function: DNA binding. NCBI's taxonomy places the organism in Eukaryota, Viridiplantae, Streptophyta, Magnoliopsida, Poales, Bromeliaceae. The coding region runs from base 46 to 1008 and encodes 320 amino acids. The record is from RefSeq and is a predicted model, not a curated record. Gene Ontology annotation, biological process: regulation of DNA-templated transcription. The transcript has 3 exons.
GAGAGAGAGAGAGAGAGAGAGAGAGAGAGAGAGAGAGAGAGAGAGAUGAAUAUGAAGAGUGGAAAUGGAGAUCGACAAGGUGAAGAGGAAUUGGUGGAAGAAGCAGUAGAAGAUGAGGAGGACGUGGAGCUUCCCGGGUUUCGGUUUCACCCGACGGAUGAAGAGCUUGUGGGGUUUUAUCUACGUAGAAAGGUGGAGAAGAAGCAGCUGAGUAUCGAGAUCAUAAAGGAGAUGGAUAUAUACAAGUAUGAUCCCUGGGAUCUCCAACUCAGCUCAGUGGGCGGGGAGAAAGAAUGGUACUUCUUCUGCCUGAGGGGACGGAAAUACAGGAACAGCAUCAGGCCUAACAGGGUUACUGGGUCCGGAUUUUGGAAGGCGACUGGCAUCGAUCGGCCGAUAUGUUCUUUGACCAAAUCUGGCGAGUGCAUCGGGCUCAAGAAGUCGUUAGUUUACUACCGAGGAAGCGCGGGAAAGGGCACGAAAACGGACUGGAUGAUGCAUGAGUUCCGCCUUCCACCGGCCGACAGCAAGAAUGGCGACAAUACAAACCCUUCCCUGCAAGAAGCUGAAAUUUGGACGAUAUGCCGGAUAUUCAAGCGAAACAUUACAUAUAAGAAGUACCCCCAAGAUUGGAGAGAAGCGACGAGCAAGAAGAUCCGGAGCGAUGAUGCGAGCUCAAAGUCGAAUAGCUUCGAGUCCGAGUCCGGAGACGAAUUGAUCAGGUGCUAUAAUGCAGCCCCUGUGAUUUUGCCGCAGCAACAACCUGAUGAUCAUCAGCGUAAGGUGGCCUACAACAACUUUGAAGAGAAAAACCAAUACAUGUUCCAAGGACAAUAUUGGAACACAAUAACACCCCAAACUCCAUUAAUGGCGUUUCAUGCAAAUAAUAACACAUACAUUAAUCCUCCCAUGAAUGAGUUUGUGAAGGACAAUUGUUGGGAUGAGCUUGGGAGAAUAAUGGAGGUUGUGACAGAUCCAAGUGCAAUUUGUGGAUGGAGAUAUACUUAAAUGAGCUUAUUGUGUCUCCUCUUAUUUCCAAUUUCAUAUGUAAUUAACUUAUGAGCUCAAUGAGGGGGUAUACAAAUUAAAGCUUUCACACUGCUAGCUACGUACACACAUUAAU